GUUUCAGAAACUGGCCCCGUUCCGCUUCCCCUCAUGUUGUGCCAUGAUCCACUGCCGGUUCCCCGAGUGGUCGAUGCUGGGACAGGGAAGCUAGUGCUGCUCGAUGAAUUUGUCCGCCUUGAGGGACAUCACUGGGCUUCGUCAUGGACGAAAGGGCGAGGGAGCAUCUAUCGCCUGGAUCGCUACGGCCAUCGAGGCGAAUCCCUGCUCCUUCCAAACUUCUGCCGGGUGGAAGAGCCAGAUCUCGGUGUGCACCUGGAGACCGAACACGGACGUCAAGACACCUCGUGGCUUUGCCCUGGAUUAGCCAAGCUUGCUGCGGAUGUAGAGCCGCGAAAACUCUCUGUGUCUGAACUUCUGCAGACUAUACAGUCAUCCAGCUCCAUCGAGAUUGUCCUUCCAGUGGCCAAGCUGGGCUUUGAUUCUGCGCCUGCUUUUGAGGGUUUUAGUCGAGCUGCCUCAAGACGGUGUCCAUUUUACAUCAAGGCAUUUGACAUGGGCGCGAGAUUGGAGCUCUCCAUGGUGCCGUCGUUGAAAACACGCACAGGAGACCCAGAUUCCGUGGAUGCAGAAAUCUUGGCUGAGCGACUGAGUGCGCAGCUCUUUCCUGUGCAAGGGCAAAGGGCGCGACUGUGCAUUCGCCGCCUGGGUGGCCCUCAACUGGACGCUCGAGGUCUUGCCGGAGCCUCCCUGCAAGACAUCUGCCGUUACCUCACCCGCGAAUGGGUCAGAGACCUUGUUGCCGCACCCAGCAGCUGGGCACGCCUGGAUGCAUAUGCUGAACGCAGCUGCUACUUGGAGGCGGCCCUGGGUCCCGUGCCAGGUUUGGGCAGUUUCGUCCCGUGGAAAUCACAGGAGAAUUGUGAUGUCUGUGGUUCAGCAGCGGUGGGCUCGCAGGUACCUGAGAAGGAAGGUACCGCACUAGCUGUUCGUCGAGAAUGCGCAGCUUUCGUACCCGGAUCGCAAGCCUUUGCGGCAAAGCAAGCGCUUGCUCAGCACACGUCUCGGCCAGAACAUCAGCUGGUUGGCUCCUUUGAUUCGGGCUUGGAUGAUUUACUCGGCUCUGGUGGAGAUCAGACUGAAGAUCCUGCUUUCUCGGGCAACUACAUGUGGCCAGAGGGCACCGUAGGCAAGAAGGAUGUUGUGCUGGUGGCAGGUGGCAUGUUGUCAUUGCGGCCACCUAAUAAGGGUUGGCCGCUGAAUUUGGAUACCGAGCUUCACAAGCAGCUGCGGCUUGUGAUCGGCUGCCAAGCAAGAUGCCUGAAAAUUCUUGGCACAGCUGCUGAGGCUGAAAGCACGAACAUUCUGGUCAACUUUGUGUUUCUGCAUCCGGUGAUGUUCUUCGCCGGCAAGGAGCACGAGGUCAUCGAAGUCGAGGAGGCAGAUCAGGAUGUGGACCCCAUCAUGCCGUUGACAUGGUAUGAGAAUCUUCAGAAAGAGCUGCGAAAGAUGGCCGAAGCGCAGCACGAGCGGAAGACUUGGACAAAGGGUGAGCAGGAUGUUGCAGCUCCACUGCUUCUGGUCAGUGACCUGAAGCGCGUCGUACUGCCGUGCAGCCUUCUUCUGAUGAGAAGUCAUCAGGAGUUCUGCGUCUCUGCAGCUUUUGAGAGGUCUCCUAGCCAGGAAGUCCUGUUGAUGCAUGGUGACGUCAAUGCCUUGCUGGAUCAAGUUCGAGAUCGUGAGCCGCAGGCAGCGACACCUGCGACAGCCGCAGCAAGUGCUGCAAGGCGGCGAGAUUCUGAAAGGGAGCGCCGGUCCACGGUGGCCGAGCUUUCGCAAGAAGAUCUUUCCACGGCCCGCAGGCGCAUGACCGAAGUGUCGAGGAACAGCGAAGCCGAGACGAACCUGGGAAAUCUGGAACUGCCACAAGGCUCGAAGGACUCGAAGGAGUCGCAGGACAGCCAGAGCCAGGGACGGGGACCUCAAACGGAGCCUUCGGAGCCGACUCGGAGGAGUUUUCCUUCAGAAAGCCUUCAAGAAAACGCCGACGAGGCGCCCGAGUUUCCUGAGCCCACCGAGCUGGGCCACGGAGGAGUAGCAAGGGUGGAGCCUCCACUGGCGCCUCAUGGCGAUCCUCGUCAGCCUGACAGUCCUCAAAAGUCUCAGAUUUCGGAGGCGCUUGAGGGUAGUACUAAACUUGAAGGAGCAGAGGCCCAGCAAACGCAAGAAGGACAGCAGGAAGAAGUGGCUCAACCUGCCGUGGGAGGAGAUGGUGAGACAGUCAUGGAGCAAACGUUGCUCGAGGAAGAUCUUCUGGCUGCUCCAGAUGUGCAGUUGGAGCAACCGCAAGAAAGUGCAGCCGCCAGUGCAGAGCACGGGAAUUGUAGCCCGCAGCUCCAGCAAGGGCACCUGGUGCCGCCAGUGGCGCUGGUGCCACCUGCGCCCCCGAAUCCAUUCCCGCCUUCGAGGUUCGCCGUCAGAGAAGCCGUCGUUUCAGCUGUUUUGGCAUUCCGGCCGACUCUCGAGCAACUGGCGGUUCGUCUGCAGGGCCUUGUCGAGAAGGAGGCAUUGGAGGCAUCUGACAAACAGGCCGAACGUGUGGAGUCCCUUCUGAACCGAUGGGGCUUGGAGCUGUCGGAAGGCGAAGGCGGCAUGCCACCGCCAACCAGGGCUUGCCUUGCCAUCCUGAGCCGGGAUCUGCCAAAAAAGGAUGGGUCCGGGCCCUGCCCGAGCGCCCUAGACAUGUCUGUCCAAAGUCGCAACUAUCCUGUAACAAAUGUGCUGCUUCGGUACGUGCCACAGCAUCUGAGUGUACCUCUCAUUGAGAUUCUGAAUGGCCAAAACCCCUUCACCGGUCAGAGCCUCUUAUAUGCCGCGGUGCGAUAUUCCAAUAGGUACACGCUCGCGGUCGUGGACGGGCUCCUUAUGCGUCGUGCUGACAUCAACGGACCUGGCGCCUGGCUUGAGGAAGCCGAAGCAAUGGAACCGAUGGUCGCUGCAUGCGUGCGCCGUGCUGACUUGCCUCUUGUCGAGCGGGUGCUUUGGCACCAAGCAGAUGUGAACGCGAAGUCCGAUGGCAAGCCAAUUUUGCAGAUUGCCGUUGAACGUGGCAGUGAAGAGAUCCUCUUAACACUGCUCCGCAGCCGCUGUGACGUAAAUGCAACAAACAGAAUUGGCCGCACAGCUCUUGUCGCUGCUCUCAGAACAGGAAGGCCACCUUUUCCGCUGGCCCAGCAGCUUUUGGCAGCGCGCUGUGAUGCGUCUCAACCUGAUUCGGCUGGGGUGCAGCCACUGUUGCACACGGCAAGCAUUCCCGAGCCUGGCAUCCACACCCUGCUGCUUGCACACGCUGCCGAUCCCAACGCAGUUGCGAGCCCUGCCACUGAUCGGCAGGCCCGCCUUUUGCACGUUGCGGCACAGGCCAAAAACGAGACCAUGCUGAAGUGCUUGCUGGAAGCUGCCGCUGACGCAAACGCACCUGAAGGCCUUGGAAGGACGGUCUUGCACCUGGCAGUUUCCCAGAGCCUUUCCAAUGAAACUAUGGCCGCCAUAUUGCAUGCUCGUGGGGAUCCGAAUAUCAUGACGGGGCAAGGUUCCGGUGGCGAGACCCCACUGCGUUUGGCUGUCUUGGCCCAAUCACCUGCAAAAGUGGUUAUGUUGCUGGAGGCCAGAGCCAGUGCCAACGGCUGCAAUUUCGCUGGCUGCACGGCUCUUCAAGCAGCUCUCUGCUCUGGCGACAGCCAGAGAAUCUCUGACUUCUUGUUGGCUUCCGGCGCAGAUCCUCAGUUUAAGCGCAGGACCCUCCUGACAUCGCAGGAGUUUUCUCAUAUCAGCUCUCUAGAUCUCAGUCACACUGUACCGACCGUUCCUCCCAUCACGAUCCAGCCUUUCAGGGCGGAGGUCACCAUGGGCAUACAUCCCAAAUACUUGGCCGAAACCUGGUCAAAGGCUAGGUUUCGUCGCCGGCGUGUAGUUCGGCCGGCGGAGCAGAUCGAAGACUUCGAUCCGCUUUGCCCUCUAACACUUCCACCGCUGGAGCGGAAGUUCAACCGCACGGCUCCGCGGCAGGAAAAGCUGCCGUGGAGGACCGCCUAG
This is a messenger RNA of Symbiodinium necroappetens, 4035 nucleotides long. Lineage: Eukaryota; Dinophyceae; Suessiales; Symbiodiniaceae. The record is from the annotation of a GenBank genome assembly.